Messenger RNA from Girardinichthys multiradiatus, 1874 nucleotides. RefSeq names its product arginine/serine-rich coiled-coil 2 (gene rsrc2). Lineage: Eukaryota; Metazoa; Chordata; Actinopteri; Cyprinodontiformes; Goodeidae. The record is from RefSeq and is a predicted model, not a curated record. The transcript has 10 exons. The coding region runs from base 150 to 1364 and encodes 404 amino acids.
AUUCAAAGCACACAGACAGAACAACCUGGCAACCCAGCUCAGAGUAGCUGAGGAACACAUCGGCCUGGCUUUAAGCAAAAUCCUCUCUCGUUUUGCGUGGGGCCUCUACAAAAAAUAAUUUAUUGCAGAUAAAUUGGUGAUCCGGGAUUAUGUCGGCAAGCGACGACUCUGCUGAGUUGAACAGAUCGAGCUCUCCAGUUCAUCACAGAAAAAAGCACAGCAUGGAAUCUUCUAGAUCUCCCAGAUCCUCCAAACACCACCAUUCACGAUCCAGGUCACGCUCCAGGGACCGAAAACGGGACAGAAAAUACAGACAAAGUCGCAGCAGGAGCAAAGAGGCACGAAAAAGGGAUUCAGAGAAGCCAUCGAAAUCUCACAGAAAAUCAGACGACCAUCAAGAUCAGGAGAGGCACCCAGCAGAGAAUGGAGAGGAGCGAUCCAGGCGGAAGGAAAGGAAGUCUUCGAGGGGGCGGAGCUUGUCCGGGUCGCACUCGAGAGAGAGACGGCAUCACAGCAGAAGCAGGGAUCAGCGGCGGUCAAGAUCACGCAGCCGGGAAAGGAAGAAGAAGGCCAGGUCUCGUUCAGGUUCAAGGACCAAACACCGUCACCACAGCAGAAGUCGUAGCAAAAGCAGGGAGCAGAAGAAAAGGGUCGAGAAAGUGCACAGAAAGAGUCAAAGCAGAUCUGUUAGUCCGCUGGUCUUCCGUGGGCGAAACACAGCGAUGGAUGCACAAGAGGCUUUAGCCAGAAGACUAGAGAGAGCCAAGAAACUACAGGAGCAGAAAGAGAAAGAAAUGUUGGAGAAGCAACAGCAGGAAAUGGCUGCAGUUGUAGCUGCUCCUAUUGCAGCUGCUGCUGCAGCGGCUGCCUCAAACCCUGCCCUAAACGUGGCCGCCCUUCUGGCCUCUGGGACGCAGGUCACACCUCAGAUCGCCAUGGCUGCACAGAUGGCAGCCCUUCAAGCCAAAACCCUCGCUGAGACUGGCAUUGCCGUGCCCAGUUAUUAUAACCCAUCUGCUGUCAACCCCAUGAAGUUUGCGGAGCAGGAGAAAAAGAGGAAAAAGCUAUGGCAGGGCAAGAAGGAAGGGGAAAAGUCGCAAACAGCUGAGUUGUGGGAGAAGCUAAACUUUGGCAACAAGGACCAGAACGUUAAAUUUCGCAAGCUUAUGGGUAUUAAGGGUGAGGACGAGGCAGAAGCUACCAAACAACUCAACGAAGAAGGGUUGAAGACUCUUCAGAAGCAAGAGGAGAUGUUCAAGAACCUCGAUGUUCAGUACGAGAUGGCUCGAUCUCAGACGCACACCCAGAGAGGAAUGGGCCUCGGCUUUUCCUCCUCUUUCUCUCGAGGAAUGGAUUCUGUCUAGAUGCAAACCUUGGCAGUCAUCCUCAUCACAUCAUUCAUCAUUGGCCCUGAAGCUUGCAUGGACGUUGCUCCGGAUCUGUAAAUUAUUUAUAGACAAAAGCCCCAUAAAUUGUAACAUUGAAAUGUAUAUAGUAUGACGCUGAGUUUGUCUUGGUGUCUGUAGGUCUACGGGAAAAGGAAGCAUCAUCUUGACUGGUUGAUGCGGGGGUGAAUUAGAUAUUUCUUUUCAAUAAUGUGAUAUCUUUUUUUUUUUAUUAAAAACAAAUAUAUAUUGAUGUGUGGUUGUCGAAAUAUGAUGUGGUUUAAAGUGGACACUGUUCACAUCCAUUCAGCAAAGGACAUACAAGGUCAAUGGUAGCGUUGACGGAAUCCUCCAUCUUCAUCCCCCAGUGGGAAUAAUCGUUCAUGGGUUGUCAUAAAACCUUGUCUCCUGGACUGCCUUGGAUAGACGUGAGCUUGAAAUGAAUCAAAUGUUUCACUCAUUCAUAUAAUAAAAUUUGUGUUGAGAAAC